AUGUACGCCACCUGCUUGACUACCACUUUCCAUGAUCCGAUUACUGACAUUCUUCCCAGGGCCGAGUUUGGCCGGGCUGCUCAAGCAGCAUUUCGCACGACGUCGCUGCUCCGAAACUCCGCCGUGCGGUGUCAGCCGAGCCAGGGCUUCACGCUGGCGACUUCUAUGUCAUGUAGAAGACAUAUCUCUACGACUUCAAGCCUGCAAGCCUUCAACAACAGCAAAAGCGCCCCGAGCCCGUUCUGGUCGAAUCCCACCCGCGAAACACGGCCGACCCAAAACGAUGACACAAACAUCCGAAAGCCCAACAUAGCCGCGUACGACGACCCUCUGGCGGGCCUUGAUACUCGGGUGGGCAACCAGAACGAUUUGGACGAGAGUACCUCCAUGUCGGACGGGAUCGACCUCGAACUGCUGGACCUUCAGCAAACCAAAUAUUCCAAACCCGCGACACCCCAGGAGCGACCAGCAAUGCGCCUCGUACCACGGACUGGUCGCACUAUCAACGUCGGCCGAAACGUUGAUGUUGCCAGGUCGUUCAAGCUUCUCGCUGUGCAGGUGGCCCAGAACAAGCUUCGACAAGAUUUCCAGUACCAGCGAUACCACGAGCGUCCCGGGCUGAAGAGGAAGAGACUGAAGAGUGAGCGGUGGCAGAAGAGGUUCAAGAGGGGGUUCAAGGCUACCGUCUCGAGGGUGAAGGAGUUGACCAAGCAAGGCUGGUAA
Anthostomella pinea is the source of this 723-nucleotide messenger RNA. The record is from the annotation of a GenBank genome assembly. NCBI's taxonomy places the organism in Eukaryota, Fungi, Ascomycota, Sordariomycetes, Xylariales, Xylariaceae.